This is a messenger RNA of Gambusia affinis (western mosquitofish), 1806 nucleotides long. RefSeq names its product distal-less homeobox 6a (gene dlx6a). The transcript is spliced from 3 exons. Gene Ontology annotation, molecular function: DNA-binding transcription factor activity, RNA polymerase II-specific; RNA polymerase II cis-regulatory region sequence-specific DNA binding. NCBI's taxonomy places the organism in Eukaryota, Metazoa, Chordata, Actinopteri, Cyprinodontiformes, Poeciliidae. Bases 764 to 1504 code for a protein of 246 amino acids. Gene Ontology annotation, biological process: regulation of transcription by RNA polymerase II; embryo development; cell differentiation. The record is from RefSeq and is a predicted model, not a curated record.
UUGUUUGUUUGUUUGUUUAUUUUUGUCUCUCCACCAGCAGUCCUAGAAUAAGGCGAUACUUUCUUUUGUCCAAUUAGUUCCUUGAUUAGAGGUGACCUAACUGAGAUGGAUACAUACAUUCUGCGACCUCAUCUGACUUAAUUAAAGUGCGCUCAGUGUUACGCGGCGUGCGUAAUUUCCAGCUACGACGCCAAAGAGAAAGACAGAAAGAAGGAAGGAAGAAAGAAAGAAAAAAAUCGCCUCUGCGCAUCCACCGGAGCUGUUUUCUACGCUUGUCUAUAGGAAUUAGGCGUCUUUCCCCACCACAUAUUGUGUUGUGUGUUUUUUUUUUCUCCCCCCGCAUUUGUGGUGGGAGCUGGUAACGUGGGUUAACUCCAGCUCAAGUCUCCGUAAAAGCGCAGAGAACUGAUGACGUUGGGCUGGAUGACCAAUCGGGAGGCGCUGCCCUUUGGAGACAAACCAUUUUACUUGUAGUGUCUGCAUCAAGUCUGCAAGCGAGGGCUCAAUUUUAACAGAAUCCACCUUAAAAUCUCUCCCUUAACUUAAGUCUACCUUCCGCCACUUUGAGUGAGAAUACCGCAGGACAAGAGAGGAGGGCGGAUGAGGGGGGGGGAUAAAGACGGCAUCGGGAAAUUUGGGGUGUUAAUAGGAGAAAGGGGGGAGGAAGAGACAACAGCACAGCGAGAGAGCGAAAAAGCGAUUUGGUCUUGAGAGAGGAGGGGGUGGGGGUGGGGGGGUGAGUGCUCUCAAGGCAGAAAAUUCGAUGAUGACCAUGACAACGAUGGCUGACGGUCUGGAGGCUCAGGACUCGUCCAAGUCCGCGUUCAUGGAGUUUGGGCAGCAGUCGCACUCGCAGCAGAGCUCCCCGUCGAUGGCCGGCGGCCACUACCCGCUGCACUGCCUCCACUCCGGAUCGCACUCUCACCACCAGCACGACAGCACCGCGUACCCCGGGACCAACACCUACAACCGGUCGCUACCUUACCCAUACGUGAGCCAUCCGCACCACAGCCCGUACCUGCCGUCCUAUCACAACAACGCGGGAGGACAGACGCGGUUAGACGGCGCAGAGCAGCAGAAGACGACAGUGAUUGAAAACGGGGAGAUUCGGUUUAACGGGAAGGGGAAGAAGAUACGCAAGCCGCGGACGAUCUACUCCAGCCUGCAGCUCCAAGCACUAAACCACCGAUUCCAGCAAACCCAGUACCUCGCUUUGCCUGAGCGCGCCGAGCUGGCGGCCUCUCUGGGACUGACGCAAACGCAGGUAAAGAUCUGGUUCCAAAACAAGAGGUCGAAGUUCAAGAAGCUGCUGAAGCAAGGCAGCAACCCACACGAGAGCGACCCCAUCCCGGGUUCCAUGUCCUUAUCCCCGCGCUCCCCAAGCAUCCCUCCGAUCUGGGACGUUUCGGCCUCUUCCAAAGGAGUGAACAUGCCUGCCAACAGCUACAUGCCCGGCUACUCUCACUGGUACUCGUCUCCACAUCAAGAUUCGAUGCAGAGAUAGACUGGCGAGGGCCAAACGGAUUGGUGGGGGAGGGGGGUCAGCAAAGGCAGUCUGCAUGGAGGCCCUUUUCUGCGGGAUCUCCUCGCCGUGCAGUACUUUUUUUUCCGCAACGUAGCCUACAAUUUGGACGCUGGAGAGGAGCGAGAGGGUGAAGCUCCUCUGCUGGAGGAUUAAACCAGCCAAGCCUCGGUGACGGGACACAAACUAAAGGGGACUUAUUGUUUUUUCAAGCGUACAUGGCUGUUGAGUUGGCACGUUUUUGUCAUGCUUUCAUUCAUGUCUACAUCUGAAUAUACCAAAUA